This is a messenger RNA of Pseudomyrmex gracilis, 2310 nucleotides long. It is a transcript of the gene Pen, whose product is annotated as importin subunit alpha-1. Gene Ontology annotation, molecular function: protein binding; nuclear import signal receptor activity. The transcript has 8 exons. Gene Ontology annotation, biological process: NLS-bearing protein import into nucleus. The coding region runs from base 212 to 1786 and encodes 524 amino acids. Gene Ontology annotation, cellular component: cytoplasm; nucleus. The record is from RefSeq and is a predicted model, not a curated record. Lineage: Eukaryota; Metazoa; Arthropoda; Insecta; Hymenoptera; Formicidae.
AUGUAUAUAGUUUAGUUCAGUGAAGAACCACAAGUGCACUAAAAGCCAAAUCAGAAAGAAAGAUUAAUAGUAUUAGGACUGAUUAGUAAUUAGUAACAAUAACAAUUUCGUACAGUUAAAUAUACAUUUCGUCAAUUGAUACAUAUAUAUAGAUAAAGGUCAUCUAUAUUAAUAGUUUGAAUUUACUCGGAGAUAACAGUAGCUAAGGACAAUGCCUUCUCGAGAGGAUUCUAGCCACAAGCAUAUGUCAAAAUUUAAAUUCUACAACAAACAUGAGGAAGCACGAAGAAGAAGAAGCAUAGUAUCUGUGGAACUACGUAAAGCCAAAAAGGAUGAUCAAUUAUCAAAACGCCGUAAUCUAGAUGCUGAACAAGAAACAUCAACCUCACCGAAGAAACCUAUUUCGCCAACUUUUUCAGUUUCUGUAGAUGAACUUGUAGAAAGAAUAUACUCGCAAGAUGAAACAACGCAAUUACAAGCGACUCAAAUAUGUAGGAAGUUACUCAGCCGCGAAAAAAACCCACCUAUAAAUGAUAUAAUAGAAAGUGGCAUAAUACCGCGAUGUGUCGAGCUCUUGGAUCGUGAUCACAAUGUUCCUCUGCAAUUUGAAGCAGCAUGGGUAGUGACUAACGUCGCUUCAGGUACAUCCGAUCAAACACAAAGUGUUAUCAAACACGGAGCUGUACCAAAGUUAGUAAAGCUGCUCAGAUCCACAUCACCCAACGUCGCGGAACAAGCAGUAUGGGCUUUAGGAAACGUAGCCGGAGAUGGACCUUAUGCGCGGAAUCUCGUUCUUGAAUACGACGCUUUACCUCUGUUAUUGGAUUUGAUUAAACCUGAUACCUCUGUAACAUUCAUGCGCAAUAUUGUUUGGACUUUAUCAAAUUUGUUUCGAAAUAAAAAUCCACCGCCACCAUUCGAAGCAAUCAAACCUGCUCUGCCUGUAUUCAAUCAUCUACUUCUAAAUACAGAUUCAGAAGUACUCGCCGACACUUGUUGGGCACUCUCUUAUCUCACCGACGGGUCUAACGAUAAAAUACAAGCUGUAUUGGAGACUGGCAUUAUACCGAAACUCGUGGAGUUGCUCGCUUCGAAUAUAGUAGCUAUCCUUACUCCGGCGUUGCGUACGGUUGGAAAUAUCGUAACAGGUGACGAUGUUCAAACGGACGCUGUCAUCUCCGCGGGCGGAUUACCGCGUCUUUGUACAUUGUUGCACCAUAAUCGUCACAAUAUCGUAAAGGAAGCCGCUUGGGCAAUCAGUAAUAUUACGGCUGGUAAUACCGAGCAGAUUCAACGUGUUAUCGACGCUGGCUUGUUACCGCCAUUGAUAGAUGUACUUAAACAUGGAGAUUACAAGUCGCAGAAAGAAGCCGCAUGGGCUGUAACCAAUUUGACAUCCGGUGGAACGAUUCAACAUCUCUCGCAGCUAGUAGGAUCAGGAGUAUUGUCGCCUUUCUGUAAUUUGUUGGAAGCAAAAGAUUGGAAUAUUGUAAUUGUUGUCUUGGACGGUCUGACUAAUAUUUUGCAAGCUGCCGAAAAAAUGGGAGAAUCCGAUAGAAUCGCCAUUAUGAUAGAGGAAAUCGGAGGGUUGGAUAAGUUGGAGACUCUUCAACAUCACGAGAACGAACAAGUUUAUCAAAGAUCUUUGGCUAUAAUCGAUACGUAUUUCACCGGAGAGGAUGGCAAUGAAACAACGGCUGUCUCUUCCAAUGUAGAAGAGAACGGUGAACACUUUGAAUUCAACGUAACAGAAAAUUAUUCGUCAACGGAUAAAUUCAAUUUUUAAAUAAGUUUUAUUUCUUUUUUGUACAUCCAGGUUGUGUGGAUACAUACAUAUCGCAAAACGACAAAUUUGUGUAAAUAUAACCGCGGCUUGUAUAGCUCUGUCUAUCUUGAGAUAAAAUCACGUUGCACUUUAAAUAUUUUUCUCUUAUUAUUCACAACAAGUUCGAUCAUUCUAAUUCAUCAAACGAUAGAAUAUUGUCUUCCUUUUCGUUCUUUGUAUAUUGUUGAGACAAACUUUCUUUUACCGGUGUUGGAAACAUUUCUGAGAUGGCUUCUGGAUGUUUCUCACAUUGAUCUUUUGAAUUUGAAUUUGUGUAUUUGGCAAAUAAAUUUCUCAACAAUUUCAGAAUAACUUCAUCUUGUGUUAAUUUUAAUCAAUAUAUACAAUUUUCGCGCGUAUAAAUAAAUUUAUUGGAAGCAUUAAUUUAGCGCAAUAAUCAAGUUUUAUAAUAAUGUGAAGAUAAUCCAUUUCUCUAUAUAAGAAUGAUUUAUAACAAGAAACGAUUGUAUUUUCUCAUUGAUAUA